ACGGCAUGUUCCAGUUAGCUAAUGGUACAGAGACCAGGCACUUGAUAAUAUUCGUUUAAAUGUAGCUUCUGUGUGAAAUUUCGACACAUUUCUGCUAUUACAUUUGCGUCGCGUUGAAAAUGUAGCUAGGUUAGAUUCACUAUCUAGCUACGUACUGACUUAGUUUUAAAUGAAAAGCAAGUUGGUGUAUCAUUUUGCCAGCAUCCGACUGAUUAAGAGUAAAAGUGUUGGUGGUAGGGCAAGAUGAUUCGUCUGGUAUCACAUCAGCGCUGGCUGCGCUCCCAUGCUGUUCUGCAGAGGCGAUGGUACACAACCGCAUCUGAGCUCAAGGUCCCACAAAGCUCCAGUCAGUUACGUAUGAACCCCCUCAACAUCCAGAUGCUGUCCAGGAACCUGCAAGAACAGAUCUUCCGCUGCUCUGCACAAGAGUACUCUGCUGAGAGCAUAGAGAAAAGCAUUAGGCACUUAAAGAAACAUCAUCUCUGGGGGAAAGAGGCAGUGCUGUUACCUGACGUGGAGCUAAAACUGCCGCAGAUGUACGGCAAGGACAUUGACGACCACUUUAGAAUUAUAGCCCAGAAACAGAGCAUGCCUUACCUUUUGGCAGCUUGUCAUCUCCAGAAAGCAGAGCUCCCUCAGAUGCCCCAAAAAUGGGCCUGGGAAGUUGGCUGGACACGGUAUGGACUGGACGGAGAACCCAGGAAGGUGGAUUUUCCAGAUGAGAAUGCUCUGGUAUUUGAUGUGGAAGUCUGCAUGGCAGAAGGUCACUGUCCCACACUGGCAGUGGCGGUAUCUCCCAAUGCCUGGUACUCGUGGUGCAGCAGGAGGCUGGUUGAGGAGAGGUACAGCUGGUCCAGCCGGCUCACACCGGCCGACCUCAUCCCACUUGAGACGCCAGUCAACUCCAGAAGGCCUCUGGGAGGGCGGUGGGAUAAAAGGCUUGUUGUGGGGCACAAUGUCAGCUUUGACAGAGCACACAUUAAAGAACAGUACCUUCUGAAAGGAUCAAAGAUGCGUUUCCUGGACACCAUGAGUCUCCACAUGGCUAUCUCAGGGCUGACAGGUUUCCAGCGUUCCCUCUGGUUGGCCAACAGAUAUGGGAAAAGACAGGGCCUACAGGAAGUCAAGGAGCACAUGAGGAAGCUCGGUCACCAUUCCAAGGGCAAGGGCCCAGCGAUUGGCUCUUGGGCCUGGGUUGACGUCAGCAGUAUUAAUAACCUAGCAGAUGUCCAUGCGCUCUAUGUUGGAGGGGAUCCCCUGAAGAAAGAGACCAGGGAGAUAUUUGUGAAGGGAAGCAUUAGUGACAUCAGGAGCAAUUUCCAGGAGCUCAUGCAGUAUUGUGCUAUGGAUGUCCUGGCCACUCAUGAGGUGUUCAUCCAACAACUGUCCCUCUUCUUGGAGCGGUGCCCUCAUCCUGUGACGUUUGCAGGGAUGCUGGAGAUGGGCGUCUGCUACUUGCCUGUCAAUCAAAACUGGGAGCGGUACUUAGAAGACGCCCAGGACACAUAUGAGGAGCUGCAGAGAGAGAUGAAGAAAUCCCUGAUGAGUUUAGCGGAUGAUGCCUGCCCGUUACUACAGGAUGACAGGUACAAGGAGGACCCCUGGCUGUGGGACUUUGAGUGGGAUGUUCAGGACUUCAAGCAGAAGAAAGUGUCUGUGAGCCAGAGGAAGAAGGCUAAGCAGCAGACAGAGAAAGCAGCAGCAGCAGCAGCGUCUCAGUGUGACAGCCUGGAGAAAAACUGCGACCAGGAUCCAGGCCCACCAGAGGAGGGUCGGAGGGAAGAGGACACCAGCAGGCAGCUUGUGGAGCGGUUAAAGGAGACAGUCAGCUACCUGCCCAAGAGGAGACAGCAUAUGCCAGGACACCCAGGCUGGUAUCGGAAGCUGUGUGCGAGGAUGUCAUCAUCUGUGAAGGAGGAGAAUGAGGAGGUGUGGUCUCCUGGACCAAACUUGAUCAGCCUGCAGAUGAGGGUCACACCUAAGCUCAUGGGGCUGACCUGGGACGGCUUCCCCCUGCACUACACGAAGAAGCACGGCUGGGGCUACCUGGUGCCGGGCCGCAGAGACAACCUGGACACCGGGGAGGACGUGGAGGGGCCUGUGUGCCCAUACAGGGCAAUAGAGCGCGUGUACAGGGAGUACUGUGAGCGGAAAGGCAAGGAGCAGCCGCAGUGUCUGGACAGCCCGCCACCGGAUGACCUCAUGCUGACUGACAGCAGCGUGUGGCAAACGGUGGAGGAGUUGAGUCGGCUAGAAGUAGCGUCUGACGAUGAGGCAGUGCUCAAAGCUGUCAAGACCAAAAAGUCAGGGGUAUCAGUGGAUAUGGUAGGUAAAAGUGACUGCCCCUAUCACCAUGGUAAUGGACCCUACAAUGACGUCAACAUUCCUGGAUGUUGGUUCUUUAAACUUCCUCAUAAGGAUGGGAAUGAGAAUAAUGUGGGUAGCCCCUUCUCCAAAGACUUCCUGUCCAAAAUGGAGGACGGUACCCUCCAGGCAGGGCGAGGAGGCACCAACGCAGCACGGGCUCUGGAGAUCAACAAGAUGAUCUCGUUCUGGAGAAACGCCCAGAAACGCAUCAGUUCGCAGAUGGUGCUGUGGCUGCAGAGGGGAGACCUUCCUCACAUCGCGAGCAAACACGCGGACUACGAUGACGAGGGGCAGUACGGUGCCAUCCUACCACAGGUCAUCACUGCUGGCACGGUCACCCGCAGAGCUGUGGAGCCAACGUGGCUGACUGCCAGUAAUGCACGGUGGGAUCGCGUGGGCAGUGAAUUGAAAGCUAUGGUGCAGGUGCCUCCUGGGUACCAUCUAGUGGGGGCAGAUGUUGACUCCCAGGAGCUGUGGAUUGCUGCUGUCCUGGGAGAGUCUCACUUUUCUGGCAUGCAUGGUGGCACGGCAUUCGGCUGGAUGACCCUGCAGGGCAAGAAGAGCCAGGGCACCGACCUGCACAGCCGCACUGCAGACGCCGUGGGCAUCAGCCGCGAGCACGCCAAGAUCUUCAACUACGGCCGUAUCUACGGGGCGGGCCGGCCCUUCGCCGUACGCCUGCUCAUGCAGUUCAACCACCGGCUCAGCCAGGCCGAGGCAGAGGGCAAGGCCCGGCAGAUGUAUGCGCUCACCAAAGGGCUACGCAAGUAUCGUCUCUCUGACACGGGGGAGUGGUUGGUUAGUGAACUGGGUGUGAAUGUGAAGAGAGAUGAAAAUGGCUCCAUCUCCAGAGAGGAGUUACACCACAUUUCUACACUGGCUGGAAUAAGAUCUCGGAAGAAGAGGCGGUUGGACAUAGUAGAUCAACGUGUGUGGGCCGGAGGUACAGAGUCAGAGAUGUUCAACAAGCUGGAGGCCAUUGCUCACUCGAAGCAGCCUGCCACCCCGGUGCUGGGCUGUAGGAUCUCCCGGGCCCUGGAGCCUGCUGCCGUCAGAGAUGAGUUCAUCACCAGCAGGGUGAACUGGGUGGUUCAGAGUUCAGCAGUGGACUACCUUCACCUGAUGCUGGUGGCCAUGCACUGGCUACUGGAGGAGUACAACAUCAAUGGACGCUUCUGUAUCAGCAUCCACGAUGAAGUUCGUUACCUGGUGAGCAGCGAGGACCGGUACAGAGCAGCACUUGCCCUGCAGAUCACCAACUUGCUUACCCGCUCCAUGUUUUCCUAUAAGAUGGGCAUAAGGGAUCUACCACAGUCCGUGGCUUUCUUCAGCGCUGUAGAUAUUGACCAGUGCUUGAGGAAGGAGGUCACCAUGGACUGUGUGACUCCAUCUAAUCCUGCUGGACUAAAGCGACGUUAUGGAAUACCACAAGGUGAAGCGUUGGAUAUCUAUCAGCUCAUUAAGAUUACGAAAGGUUCUUUGGCCAAAAGCAGGACAGAGUAAUGGGUCCAAAAGACUCCCACCAGUCAGACCUGACUGCAGGACACAAAGGAAAAACUGGGAUGCAAGUCUUACUGCUUCCUUCUCUUCUUCUUGGGCGCCUGGGUCUCUUCAGAAACUGGAGUAUCCUCCAUCUAAAAGACAGGAAUGAGCACAUAUAUGAAGAGCCAAAGCUGCAUCCUAGCACACUGGUGCAGGACACUGGCAUUUGUUUCUAACCUGCAUUCAACUGGAUAUUGUAUUCGUUAUUUCUACAUUUUUUUACCUUGUGAAGAAAGCAGUUACAUUA
Messenger RNA from Electrophorus electricus (electric eel), 4156 nucleotides. It is a transcript of the gene polg, whose product is annotated as polymerase (DNA directed), gamma. Lineage: Eukaryota; Metazoa; Chordata; Actinopteri; Gymnotiformes; Gymnotidae. The record is from RefSeq and is a predicted model, not a curated record. Gene Ontology annotation, molecular function: 3'-5' exonuclease activity; DNA-directed DNA polymerase activity; DNA binding. Gene Ontology annotation, biological process: mitochondrial DNA replication. Gene Ontology annotation, cellular component: gamma DNA polymerase complex; mitochondrion.